Molecule: messenger RNA, 3465 nt
Organism: Xyrauchen texanus (razorback sucker)
Lineage: Eukaryota; Metazoa; Chordata; Actinopteri; Cypriniformes; Catostomidae
Product: GTPase IMAP family member 8-like
Exons: 6
Coding region: 1-3465 (1154 amino acids)
Molecular function (GO): GTP binding
Source: RefSeq, a predicted model, not a curated record
AUGCCGCCUAAGUUAAGAAGUUGCGUGUUUGCCUCUGCGUUCAGAUUCCGUGUUCCCAGUGAGGAUGUAGGUGCUGGCAGUAAGACGUUUGAAGCACACAUGCAUCUCUUCAUGGUGGUGUUCUACAGCGUGCACGCUGGUUCUGCAGCACUGGACAGAUGUAGGAGUGUGGUGCAGUCACCGGUGUGCUGUACUGGAGAUCGAUAUGGGAAUGUGAGUGAUUUGAGGAUUGUUCUGCUGGGGAAGAAUGUUGCAGCUAACAGUCGAGUGGGGAACUUCAUCUUGGAUGAAGACAUGUUUGGAAAGACAAAAUACCCUCUUGAUGUAGAGCAGUACAGUAGAAGAGUGGAGGGGAGAAACAUCACAAUAAUCAACGACACUGACCUCCUCAAUCAAACACUCGCAGCAUCUCAGAUCAUACAGAAAGUGUCACAGUUAUCUUCUCUAAAACCUCAUGUGAUCAUACCGGUACUGCAACAUAAUGAUUUUAGUAAGAAGGAUAAAGAGAGACUAUCUUCUGUGUUGAACCUCUGUAAAGAGAAGAUGAAGAGUUGCACAAUGGUGCUGACAUCUGACAAACAGACACGCAGCUUUGGACUGAGUUCUGUAAACGAGAAUGAAUUUAUUCACCAAAUAAUUGCAGUGUGUGGAGGAAGAUAUCUUCAUCUCCAAAGAGAACAGCGCUCCGACAUACUUACAAAAGUGGAGGAAAUAAUCAAGCAGAGUGAAUAUUUAUUCAGACUAGAAGAGGAAGGUUUUGAUCCCAGAAAAACUGGAAAACAUGAUGAAAGCCAUAAAGAGAUUCCCUUUCAGAAACUGAGCAAGUCAAUCUUACACAGGCAUGAAAAACAAAAACUGAACCUGGUGCUGUGUGGACGAGACGCGGUGCUGAAGGUCUCCAUAUCCAAACUUAUAAGAGGGAAAACAAUUUCUAAAUCAACACUGUACCUCAGUGAAAAGGCACAAAGGUUCAGUUUACAGUGUGAGAAGAGGGAAGGGGAGGUGUGUGGACGUCUCAUCACUCUGGUGGAUCUUCCAGAUCUGUUCAACACUCAAAUCUCAGAGGAGGAAGUGAUGCGUCAAUCUAUCCAAUGUGUGUCUCUCUGUCAGCCUGGAGUUCAUGUUUUCCUCCUCAUUAUUCCCAUUGGUCCACUCACUGAUGAAAACAGAGCAGAGAUUGAAAAGAUCCAGAAGAUAUUUGACUCUAGAGAUCACUUCAUGGUGCUUUUCACUUCUGACAUGAUUGUUGAAGAACCUCUGACAGAUUAUGCUAAAUCAGUCAUGAAAUCUCAAAGUCUCUGUGGAGGUCGGUACAGAGUGAUGGGGUUAAAAGAACAUGACAACAGACAGAUCUCAGAACUGCUGGAUUAUAUAGAGAACAUGAAGACUGAACCCUACACACUUCAGAUGUAUGUGAGAGCUCAAGAGAAACGGGUCAGACAAGAAACAGAGGAGAAAUAUAAAGAAGAACUGAAGAGAAUGGAGAAUACAAUCAAAGAACUGCAAGAGAAGAAUCAGCAGAAGGGUGCUGAAGGUGAACCAGAAUGUUUGAGGAUUGUGCUGAUUGGGAUGACAGGAAAUGGAAAGAGUGCUACAGGAAACACUAUUCUUGGAAGAAAAGAGUUUCUGAGCCAAUCAAGAGCAUAUUCAGGGACAAGCGUUUGUAAAAAGGGACUUGGUGAAGUUGGCGGUAAAUCAGUAGCUGUUGUUGAUACUCCAGGACUCUUUGAUAGGACAUUGACACAUGAACAAGUACAGGAAGAAAUAGUGAAAUGUGUUUCACUGUCAGCACCUGGACCUCAUGUCUUCAUCAUUGUGUUGCGUGUGGGAAGAAUUACUCAGGUGGAGCUAGACACUUUAGAUCUGAUCAAGAAGAUCUUUGGUCCAAAAGCUGCACAGUUCAGUAUUGUUCUGUUCACGAGAGGAGAUGAUCUUGAUGAUCAGUCCAUUGGAGAUUAUGUGAGGACAAGUAAAUCUGCAGAACUUGAAAAACUGAUCAGAGACUGUGGAAACAGAUUUCUGGUGUUCAAUAAUAAAGAAGAACAAGACCAGACUCAAGUUAAUCAGCUGUUAAACAUGAUCAAGAUAAUGAUCAGCUCCAACACAAGCCAGUUUUUCACUAACGACAUAUUUGAGGAGGCAGAGAUGUCCAUUAAAAAGAGAGUGGAGGAAAUACUGAAAGAGAAAGAGAGAGAAAUUCUGACUCAGAAAGAGAAAUUAAAAGCCAGCUAUGAGAUGAAAAUAAAAAAAAUGACGAUGAGACUGGAGGAAGAGAAAAGAAGAGCAGAUAAAGAAAGAGUGCAGAUGGAGAAUAAGUUUAGAGAAAAAGAGGAAACGCUCAGAAAACAGUUUGAGGAGAGAGAAAAAGCUGAACAGAUGAAUCGAGAGAUUGAAAACCAGAAACGAUCAGAGGAGGAAAAACAACAAAAAAUGGAAUAUCAUAAAAAAAUAGAAGAGACGAAGAGAGAGAUUGACAAUCAGAGAUUACAGUAUGAAAAACAGCAGAAAGAAAGAGAAGAGGAAGAUAGAAAGAGAGAAGAGAGAUUCAAACGAGAUCAAGAAAUGAUGAAAAAGGAGCAAGAACGAAUAAUAGCACAGUUAAAAAUGAAACAAGAAGAAGAAACUAACAAGAGAGAUUUCGAGGAAAGAAAGAAGAAUAAACAAGAAGAGAAAGAGAGACAAGAUUGGGAGAGAAAAGUCAAAGAGGCUGAAAAUGAGAGAAAAGAGAAGCAAGAGGACAUUAAACGACAACAGAGAGAAUGGGAGGAGGAGAAGAAAAGACAGAUGAGAGAACGAGAGGAAGAGGACCGAAAGAGAAAAGAGGAACAUGAGAAACAGCUGAGAAUGAAACAAGCAGAACUGGAGAACAUGAGAAAGACAUUUGACAGAGAGAGAGAAGAAGAACGACAGAAGAGAGAGGAUGAAAAACAACAAGAGAGAAGAGAGAGAGAACGGAAAGAUAGAGAAUACGAAGACAAGAAAAAUGAAAUGAAAAGACAUUAUGAGCAGCUGGAGCAGGAGAGAGAAGAGAAGUGGGACAAAAGAAAACGAAAGGAUGAUGAGAAAAGAGAAGAAGAGAGAAAGAAACGGGAGAAAAUUAUUACAGAUCUGAAACAAGAGCAAGAUGACGAGAUCAGAAGAAGAGUAACGGAGGAGAGAAUUAAAUCAGAAAGGGAAGAAAAAGAGCGUGAAGGAAUGAAACAGAGAUUUGAUGAGAAAAUAGAGGAUAUAAAGAAGACACAUGAAGAUGAAGCCAGAAGAAAAGCAGAAGAAUUUAAUGAUUUCAGAGACAGUAAAGAGCAGCAUGUUCAGUAUCUCAGUGAGAUGCUCGAAGAUCAUAAAAAACAGCAUGAGUUAUUGGAGAAACUCUACCAACACUUCAAAGAACAAAAAGGUGAAGAAACAGAAAAGCUACGAAAGGAAAUUGAAGAACUUAAGAGUAAAUCAGGCUGUGUUAUUCUGUGA